This is a messenger RNA of Haliotis rufescens (red abalone), 5171 nucleotides long. RefSeq names its product type-1 angiotensin II receptor-associated protein-like. Gene Ontology annotation, cellular component: plasma membrane. Gene Ontology annotation, biological process: angiotensin-activated signaling pathway. The transcript is spliced from 8 exons. The coding region runs from base 154 to 720 and encodes 188 amino acids. NCBI's taxonomy places the organism in Eukaryota, Metazoa, Mollusca, Gastropoda, Lepetellida, Haliotidae. The record is from RefSeq and is a predicted model, not a curated record.
ACCUUCACCUUUGUUGUCUUUAGACACGAGACUGGUACUCGUGACGGUGAUCCAGAAAACAAACCUUAUCAACAAGCGUUAUCUGGUCUACUUUAGCGAACAACAUCUCCACGCAUCGUUCACUUUUCCAAUAAGCUUGCAAACGGAUUAACCAUGAAUAACGCCCCACAAACAACGUUAAAGAUUAUAUUUGUCGCCCAUUUUGUGCUGACAUUUUGGGGGUCAAUGUCUGGAGCGCUGAUGCCAGCAGCUUACCUCUACCUCAAUGCAUUUGUCCUAGCUUUUGGUUUCUGGGCCAUUGUCAACCCUGAAUCUCCGGAACCAGUCAUGAUGUACCUCAUCAUGCACGCCAUCAGCGUUGUACAAGAUAUAGUACUGCUGGGGAUAUAUGCACCCAGGGGAUACGAUUUAUCACGUGCCACUCAAAAUCAGGGCACCAUCGACGAGUACCGCUUCAGUUUGGGCAUGGCCAUUGUUGACUUGUUAAUAAAACCAGUCACAGGAUUUCUUCUCUUCCGGAUUCUCCGAUCACGGAGCGGAGAGUACUCCGAGUUCACCAUUCCAGGAGUCAGCAAUUUCCCAGGAUUUGCUGGCAAUCUCGAUGGAGGAACAACUCCCCCUGGUGGCUAUGAAAAUAUUGACCAUCCAUCACCGUACCGAAAUAACGUGGAAACAGCCACUGGCCACGAUACGAUGGACAAACCACCGCUGCAGCAGUAGAGCAUCGUCGAGGAGGAUGCAGUUGGUAGACAUUGACAAAAUAACAGCUGUGUGUUUUGUGUGUAUUUAAAUCAAACAAUUGUAUCUGUCCAAGAUUUGUGUUGAGUACGAGGUUUUAAAGGGACAGGACAUCAAUGACAGAUAUAUGCUUAAAUGGAAUCAGCUUUUCACGUUUUAGGAUAUUUUCUCAAUGUAAGUUAAACAUUUCAUGACGUAUGUUUAUUUAGACAUGAAGACCCGUCCAAAAUGAAACAGAUGAAAACACACGAAUGGACUGUGUAAGAUGUGACGAUGUGACAGGUAUUCAACAAGCCUGCAAGGAACUUUGUCAUUGGCUUCAUACGUUUGAGGCUUUGAUAAACACUGGCUUCAAAUCUAUGCAAGGUGGCAAUCAGUAUUUUGUAAAUCAGCCGUAAGAAAAAAACAUGAGUUUUCUCUUCAGUUUGCCUCUAAUAAAAAACAAGACUGAAGCCAGUUAACUCUUUGCAGUGCUUGCGUUGUCGGCUUCACCGUUCGGAGCUCUAUUGUUUUUUGUUUCCUAUUUGAAGAGCAUGUGACGGAAAUGAUUUCAUGCAUGAUUUGAUAAUACACAGAACUGUCGACGUGCUGUCCCUUUAAGCUAGCACACAAACAGUUCAAAAUUAGGGUUUAAAGGAUUACAUUUCAUACUGUGUGAAAGUCCACAGUAGGCUUUUGGCUGUUUUAGUUUUUAAAUAUUUUGGGGGACUAUCGAACAUGUUUAAUGUAACUGGUACUAUUGAAAUAUACGGCUGUUAAGAUAAUAUUGAUACCAUUGGUAUUAGUAUUCACUACCAUUUGUAGGAAUGAUAUGGAAAUUCAGAUUUCAGGAAAACAUCUUUUUGGGCAAUAAAUACAAAUGACAUUUAUUUCAAAUAUAUCUAUAUAUGAUAUAUUUGAAUCAUUGUUUGGAUGACCAUUCCAAUGAAGUUACCAUGGUAACUGCAAUAUUCCGCAUCAUUCCAUCUGUCAAACUGUAUUAUUGUGUCACCUAGUGUGAAGUUGCAGUUAGAAUAUAACAAUUAAUAUAUCCACAUUAUUGUUCUGCGUUUUGCUUCAUAUGUUCUACAUUUACAGGUUCAUGUGGGGCGGUCGGGUAGCCUAGUGGUUAAAGCGUUCGCUCGUCACGCCGAAGACCCGGAUUCGAUUCCCGACAUGGGUACAAUGUGUGAAGCCCAUUUCUGGUGUCCCCCACCGUGAUAUUGCUGGAAUAUUGCUAACAGCGGUGUAAAACCAUACUCACUCGCUCACUCACUACAGGUUCAUGUAGAUGGUGCAUAAGCAGUAUUGGCUGUUUUAUUAAACACUUAUUUGUUUCCUUGUCAAGUUUAGUGUACACAUGUUUGACGAAAUGAUAGAAUCAAAGUUUCUUUUUUGUCGCUAAUUAUCAGUACUGUAUUCAACGUAAUAAGCGCCCAGGGUGCUCUCAAAAUUAAAAAUAGGGGGCUCUUAUUAGAAUAUUAUUUUGGGGGAAAAAACAGAGUUGAAAGAUAAAUUUUGUGGUUUAUGCUGACAGCCUGAAAUGUUUAUGUACGACAGAUAUAUUUUUCCCGAAUUUAAUGGCCCAUAAUUAAGGGUGCAUAUAACACACGAGUGCGUAUCAUACGCGAAUAAAUAAGUCUUGUCUACAUUGAUCAAUUGGAAGGGGUGAUAAUUGGGAUAGUUCACUAGCCAAUAUAUCAGCAAAUGUUGCCAUGGGCGCUUAUUAGAGCGGGGCGCUUAUUAAGUCAAAUAUGGUAAUCCUAAGGAAAACCUUCUAUUUGUAAUUAGCGAGGUGAAUUCUCAAAAGGGAUGUAUAAAGUUACCUUCCCCUCUUCAAAGUUACCUGCCCCUCUUCAAAGUUACCUGCCCGCAUUCAUACAUUAUUAAUUUUGAAACAUCGCCAGCCUUAGAGAUAAAUCGCGUCUUGAGUCAGUUGAAAUAAUGCAAACAAUUACUUGACAAUCUAUAAGGAGUUAUGAUGAAACUAAAUAACUUAGUAGUCUUAAAAUUAUAUGAAAGAGAGUCGGGCAGGUGGAGGAGAAUAUGUAGCCCGACAGACAAAAGACCAGCCGCGGGCAGUCACUUAUUUCGGACACUGGGUGCCGUUGUUUGUUCUCUGUAUGUUAAUGCAUGUUUUGAAUUACAGUAUAUUUUUUUUAUAUGAGACCAUGGAUAGUUUGAUGGUUGUAUCUUUUGUUGACUUUUGUUAAAUUAGAUUGGUUCAUGUUGUUUGUUAGGACAGCGAUCUAAUCUUCUUCUGUGUUGCAGACACCAUUUCUGAACGAAGGUUUUUCUGUAGCAUUGGUUGCCAAUGUCUCUUUUCAUUUGACCUGUGCUAUUACAGCAUUCAAAACUGGCACUAGUCCUAUUGUCCUUAUGAUUAAGGUAAUAUAGUAGAAAUUUGCCUUUUGAAGGGCUUUGCUAUAUGUUAUCAUUGUAAAGACUAGAGGACUAAACAUUUUUCUAUUGCUGCUAUUUUUUACGGGUUUGUUUUUGUUUGCGAUAAUCUAUGUAUCAGCUAUCCCAAAAACGGAUCAAUUCUAUCCGACAGCAUCGACUGGGACCAGUUCAUUCCACUGGAUAAUCAUUUCAUAAAUAAAAUGAAACUCAGUACAUUUAUAGUGGCUUGUUUACUCUGGUUUAUUAUGUACAUGUUAUGUAAUGGAAAUUAUUGACGUGAUUAACUUGGACUGGCUGUUGGGACUUGUUUCAAUGUUCCCUGAUAGCUUGGCAUGCUGCUCAUGAUAUCAAUCACUGGUUUGUAUGUAUCAGGUUCAGUUAUGUACAGGCUGCUGUCUGUGGCGUAAAACAAGUAUUAUUAUUAUUAUUAUUAUUCUGUAACAGUAUAGACAUGAAAGAUUCAAGAUUUUCAAGAUUCUACAAAUUGUAGACAUAUAAGUUGUGUGUUGAGUUUAUUAAGUUUAAUAUAGUUAAUAGCAGUUAUUGCAUUUGUCUCUAUGUACGCGAUAGUACUUGUAGUAGACAUCUAGAUGCUGUGUAGCCUGUAGUGGACAGGUCUAAUGUUUAGAGGAAGGCAGACUUUUUGUACCUUUGUUUCUGUAAACAUGGUAAAUAAAUAAUAAAAAACCUGUGGAUAAUUCCAGGUAAGGAUAGGUCCCCAGGAACCUGUGAGAGGUAACCUAAUGGAUCAGUGACAUGGCUGAUUUCGUGUCAUUGUUGUGUGGAUUGUUGCUCGAAGUAUUGGUCACUGGAUUGUCUGGUCCAGACUAGAUUAUUUACAGGCCGCCAUCAUAUAGCUGUAAUAUUGCUGAGUGUGGCGAUAAACAGUAAACAAAAGUAAAUAAAGCUGUAAUAUUGCGAGUGUGGCGAUAAACAAUAAACAAAAGUAAAUAAAGCUGUAAUAUUGCGAGUGUGGCGAUAAACAAUAAACAAAAGUAAAUAAAGCUGUAAUAUUGCGAGUGUGGCGAUAAACAAUAAACAAAAGUAAAUAAAAAGAAAACAUAUGAUUAUCAUUAUUUUGACCUCCUUAAAACUGCCAAUAGCUAUUAUAGUGUCUGAAUCCUUUUAUUCCUGUUUUUGUUUCUAUUAUUAUUAUUAUUAUUGAUGUUUAAUGGAGAACAUGGUAAUCCUGUUACCAUGAUUUCUGGCUCUCUCAGAGCUUCUAUCUUGUGUUCUCAUAUGCAUCCAUCCUGCAUCACGUGCCUUCAUGUUCGUGUAUAUAUUAUUUGUGAUAUUUUUACACCACGUCUCCACUAGUGCAAUAUAUACCAAUCACCAAUGUACAGCGCAUUGAUAUAUUAUGUAUAAAUAAGUAUAUAUAUAUAUAUAUAUAUAUAUAAUUGAUUCCUCAAUUUAUCCAAAAUUCAUUUCAUAUAGUCUUGGCGAUAGUUUGAGAGGUGUCACUGCAUGAUAGUCAGAAAUGUCUUUGUGGUAGCAUGAGCUUUGAUAAUUGGGGCGGGAAUAUAUAUAAUAUAUAAUAUAAGCAGCACAUUUUGCAAAAUAUUCAAGGAUGACUUUGUGGUCAAAUUUUUAAGGAAAAUCUUUAAAGGUAGGCGUGAAAUGUUGAAAUUAUUCAGUAAUAAGAAUGGUGACUGGGUGAUCGAGCUGUCUUUAUAUAUGCAAAUACUGUCAAAUUUAGGCUUCCGUCUGAAGUUAGGCCUAAGACUUGCUUAGUUGCACUUUUUCACAUUUUCAUGUAUUUUGAGGUCAGUAGUUUCUAUUUUGGUGUUUUUCAUUAUUUGUCAGAGCCUAAUGUGUCAGCAUGGGUGAUGGAGAUCUGUUUUCAAGAUGAUUGAUAUUCUUUCAUGUCAUGAUUCCAAUAUUUAAGAUUUAUUUACUCACGCAGUGGAAAUUUGAGUAGAAUUUUGCUACAACUUAAACUCUUUUACAGAUUGUUUGCAAGGGUAUGCCACCAUUACUGAGAUAUGAUUUCAUCUGUGCAUGUUUUUCAUUCCAUUUGUGUACAUGAAGUAAAUACUUUCACAACUUCA